AGUGACAAACUUUUUUUCGAUUCCACGACGAUUUGAUGUGGUGGAUGGAACAAUUCUUUAUUAAUGAAAAUAAAUGUUGUUGUGAUAGAUAUUCGCUUGGAAUCUUCACAUAAUUCUAGUCUCAUAAUACUCUUUUGAUGAGAUAACCCUUGUGGUGUAAAUCUUCGUUUCGGAAGGUUCGAGAUAUAACAUAACCAUGCCGCCAAAGAAACAGAGUUCAGGAGGUGGCGGGGCCAGUAAGAAGACAGAACAGAAGAAGAAGGAGAAAGUAAUUGAGGAUAAAACCUUCGGUCUGAAGAACAAGAAGGGGGCGAAGCAGCAGAAGUUCAUCCAGCAGGUGGAGAAACAAGUGAAGAGUGGUGGUAUCCACCCCGCCAAGCCUAUGGAUGACAAGAAGAAGGAGAAGGAAAACAAAUUGAAAGAGCAGAAGGAACUGGCUAUGCUUUUCAAGCCGGUACAGACACAGAAGGUUGAGAAAGGCACGGACCCCAAGUCAGUGGUGUGUGCGUUCUUCAAGCAAGGCCAGUGUACGAAGGGUGACAAGUGCAAGUUCUCUCACGAUUUGACCAUUGAAAGAAAGGCUGAGAAGAGGUCCUUAUACGUGGACAUGCGGGAUGACGACACGAUGGAUAACUGGGACGAGGAUAAGCUCAAGGAGGUGGUGGAGAAGAAGCAUGGGGAGGGCGACAAACUGCGACCCACUACUGAUAUUAUAUGCAAGCAUUUCUUGGAAGCCGUAGAAAAAUCCAAAUAUGGUUGGUUCUGGGAGUGUCCUAGCGGAACUAAAUGCAUAUACAGGCACGCGUUGCCCCCAGGCUUCGUGCUCAAACGGGACAAGAAGAAGAUGGAGGAAAAGAAGAAUGAGAUCUCCUUAGUGGACCUGAUAGAGAGAGAAAGAGCGGCUCUAGGACCCAACCAGACUAAGAUUACACUAGAAACAUUUUUGGCGUGGAAAAAGAAGAAAAUCAAGGAGAAACAGGACAACAUGGCGAAGGCGGAAGAGCAGCGUCGCAGCGACUUCAAGGCGGGCCGCGCCGUCGGGCUGUCGGGCCGCGAGAUGUUCUCGUUCGACCCCGCGCUGGCGGCCGACGACGGCGAAGACGGCGACGAGGCCGUGGACUACAGCGCCUACGACGCGGACGACGACGUCGACACCACCGAGUACCGCGAGAUAGAGCUCGACCUCAUUGGCACCGAGAUGUCAGAGGUGGACGACACGGGCACAAAGGCAACAGACGACCGACUGUCCCAGCUCAACAAGGGCCUCGAGAACGGCGCGGCCGAGGCCGAGGCAGAGGUGCCCAUCAACGAGAACCUCUUCCUCGACGAGGACCUAGACGAGGAGCUGCAGAACCUGGACCUCGAGGACUAGUACACUGUGUGGCAACUGAUCACGGACGGUUACACGGCGAUAAGCGUAACAUUCUGGUUUUGGGCGGGGGUUUCCUUAAGCGUGGGCACUGCGUGGGCUUUUAACUAGCUGAAUGAUAGAUGCAUAUCUGACUUUUCAUCAUCAUCAUCAUCAGCCCAUUAACGUCCCCACUACUAGGGCCUUGGGAGAUCGGGCCUUAAACCAUCACGCGGGCCCAGUGCGGAUUGAUGGUUAUUAACGACUGCUAAUGCAGCCGGGACCAACGGCUUAACGUGCCUUCCGAAGCACGGAGGAGCUCGAGAUGAAAACUUUUUUUUGUGGUCACCCAUCCUAUGACCGGCCUUUGCGAAAG
Molecule: messenger RNA, 1724 nt
Organism: Pectinophora gossypiella (pink bollworm)
Lineage: Eukaryota; Metazoa; Arthropoda; Insecta; Lepidoptera; Gelechiidae
Product: zinc finger CCCH domain-containing protein 15 homolog
Exons: 7
Coding region: 197-1372 (391 amino acids)
Biological process (GO): cytoplasmic translation
Cellular component (GO): cytosol
Molecular function (GO): mRNA binding; metal ion binding
Source: RefSeq, a predicted model, not a curated record